UCUUCCCAUCAUGAAUCCGGAACUUUACCCCCAAGAAAGUACCUCACAAGACCACAAACAGAAAACCAAAGCCGUCUGCCAACGAACCCUGGUUUAUCGGUCACUCCCCCCGUUCACCUUCAUCAUCAAACAAUUUUGGUACACUAUACACCUAAAAUUCCUGCAUUAAUGGCGGCAACAAUUCACUUAUCCACACAACAGCCAAAUUCUGCCCAUCCUCAGCAUGUCCAACUACAGUCUGCUAGAGGUCGUCCUGUUUCAACUCCUGUUCCAAUGAAUUAUCCUCGAUAUCCUGAAGUCUCCCACCCUUCACAAGUAUCUCAAAACUCCGCAUCCACACGAAGAGGCAAUAUGUUUGGUCCAUACCUACUGUUACAAACUUUGGGCGAAGGUGAAUUCGGCAAAGUUAAACUUGGUAUGCACGUGGACACCGGUGAAGAGGUCGCAAUCAAACUCAUACGUAAAGAAUCUGUAGAUACUCCAUCUCGACUAACAAAAAUUGAAAGAGAAAUAGGAGUAUUACGGAGUGUGAUGCAUCCGAAUAUUGUAAAAUUAUAUGACGUGUUCGAGGCAGAUCGGUAUAUUGGCAUUAUCAUGGAAUACGCCUCAGGUGGUGAACUUUUUGAUCAUAUAUUAGCACAUCGAUACCUCAAAGAACGAGAUGCUUGUCGAUUGUUUGCUCAACUCAUUAGUGGAGUGAAUUAUUUACAUCAAAAAAAUAUCGUGCAUCGUGAUCUUAAAUUAGAAAAUCUUUUAUUAGAUCGUAAUAGAAAUAUUAUAAUUACUGAUUUUGGAUUCGCAAACCAAUUCAAUGGUGCUCAUGAUGAUUUGAUGGCUACAUCUUGUGGUAGUCCUU
Racocetra persica is the source of this 856-nucleotide messenger RNA. The record is from the annotation of a GenBank genome assembly. NCBI's taxonomy places the organism in Eukaryota, Fungi, Glomeromycota, Glomeromycetes, Diversisporales, Gigasporaceae.